This is a messenger RNA of Fulmarus glacialis (Northern fulmar), 1506 nucleotides long. RefSeq names its product complement component 7 (gene C7). Gene Ontology annotation, biological process: immune response. The transcript is spliced from 9 exons. NCBI's taxonomy places the organism in Eukaryota, Metazoa, Chordata, Aves, Procellariiformes, Procellariidae. The annotation marks the transcript as partial. Gene Ontology annotation, cellular component: membrane attack complex. The record is from RefSeq and is a predicted model, not a curated record.
CUCUUUAUAGAGAAUUCUCUUUCAUGUUCUAGGUUAAAAUUCAGAACGAUUUCAGUUAUGAGUUUUUCAACAGCAGCUGGUCUUACAUGAAACACACAGAGAGGUAUGAAAAAUCAAACAGUGGACACAGUUAUUCACAGAAUAAAAUUCUGCAACACAGUCAAAAGAGUAAGCAGCUGAUGGUUGUUGAGAACAGUGUGGAAGUUGCUCAGUUUAUUAACAACCGCCCAGACUUCCUCACUCUUGCGGAGCCCUUCUGGAAGGAAGUGGCCAACCUUCCUGUUGUCUACGAGUACAACAUCUACCGAAGACUUAUUGAACAUUUUGGGACUCAUUUCUUACACUCUGGAUCUCUAGGAGGACAUUACAAAGUUAUUUUUCAUAUGGAUACUGACAAAAUGAAAGCAGAAGGUAUGAGCAUAACAGACAUGUACGAGUGCACCACAUCUGGCUGGAACGCAUUCAUUGUGAAAAAGAAGAAAGUAAAGUGCUCCAAACUGGAUGAACUGCUACAGACUGCUUCAGGAAGCAGUGGUAAUAAGAUUAAAGGAGACCCCUACAUAGAAGGAGGAAGCCCAGGUGCUGUUGCUGGCCUUAGUUAUCUAGAGCUGAAUAAUCCUGCUGGGAACAGUCAGAGAUACUCCUUUUGGGCCAGAUCAGUGACAGACUAUCCCAGAGUAAUUAAACAAAAGCUAACACCAUUAUAUGAGCUGGUAAAGGAAGUGCCCUGCUCCUCAGUCAAAAAGCAUUACCUAAAACAAGCCAUUGAAGAAUAUAUGGCUGAAAAUGAUCCCUGCAAAUGUCAGCCUUGCCAGAAUGGUGGCGAGGCGGCCGUGGAAGGAACUCAGUGUGUGUGUUACUGCAAGCCUUACACCUUUGGAGCAGCUUGUGAGCUGGGAACUCUCGUGCAAGAUCAGCCAGGUGUUGUUGAUGGACACUGGAGCUGCUGGUCUUCCUGGAGUCCUUGUUCAGGGGGAAGGAAAUCAAGGAGUCGAACCUGCAACAACCCCUCCCCGCGUGGCGGGGGGAAGGCCUGCGUAGGAGAGCAGCGUGAAAGCAGACCAUGUGAAGAUGAAGAGUUGCAGCAUUUUCGCUUGAUUGAACCACACUGUUUUGAUUUAUCCAUAACUCCUACAGAAUUCUGUUCACCUCCUCCUCUCUUGGAAAAUGGAUUUGUUCAAAAUGCUGAAAACUCAUACCCUCUUGGGAAGAGCAUUGUUUAUGCUUGCAGACAUGGAUAUUCUCUUGUUGGUAAUCCUGUUGCUAAGUGUGGCAGUAAUUUACAGUGGCAAGUUGGAGACAGAUACUGCCAGGAAACUGCUUGCCUCCUGCCCGUCCUGGAGGGGGGUUUGCAAGGAGAGCCAUGGAAACCUGUGUAUGAGAUUGGUGAGAGAAUAACUCUGUCUUGUCCACAUGGCAUGCACUUAGAAGGGGCACGCUCCGUUUUGUGCGAGUCCAAUCUCAAGUGGUCUCCUGACAUGAAGACUAUCCAGUGCAAGAGACCAG